CCUCUGGCGUCUCUGGUUUCGUAUAGGGUAUUAAAUUACCCAAUGGGAGCUUUAAUAGAGCUAGACACACUCUUGAUUGUGAGUCUGGAUGAGGGAGAGAUUGAAGGGAGGAAGGGGGACCAUAGCAGAGCUGCCAAGCAGAGUAGAAAGGGCACAACAACUUCUGCAGACUCGGGGACACGGAUUACACAGAGGACUGAAUUCAAACGUAUCGUACAACUGCCUGAAUGAUAGUCAGGAGGAGGGAGGCCCUGCCAGGAUCUUCAGCGUGGCACUGGUUUUGGUGUCCCCUCUGUCUCCUGCACUCAAACCAGGGUGAUAGACAGAGCCGUGGCUGCACGAGGGAUGGAGGUGCCUCUUGUUAAUUUUGAGAACAUGGAUGAUGUUGGCAUUAACCUAGGAGACCCGAAUGACUCCGGGUACCCGACCUCACCCACCUCAGAGGGGCCCGAACAGAAUCUUCUAACCCGCCGCUUGACUUCACCCCACCAGUCGCCACAUAGAGGACGACGCAGUCAGUCAGGUCAAGAAGGGUUGUCCCCGUCCUCUCCUCUGACAAUGACCACUAAAGCAAACUCCAGCAGUGGCAGCAUGAUGUCUAAUCUGAAGCUCCUGAUCAACAGUGAGUCUCCCACUGACAGUGUCUUCAGCAAGAUGGCAAAGGAUUGCUUUGAUAAUGAAGAUUUGUUUGAAAAGCACUGCGUGGAAGAAAAAGAUGAGAAAGUAAUCAUCAAUAUUUCAGGUAUGACGUACGAGACGCAGCUCAGCACCCUGAAUAAGUUUCCAGAGACGCUGCUUGGUAACCCCAUGAAGAGGAUAAACUACUUUGACCCAAUGAGAAACGAGUACUUUUUUGACCGAAACCGCCCGUCUUUCGAUGGUGUUCUGUACUACUAUCAGUCAGGGGGGAGAAUCCGCAGACCAGCCAAUGUUCCCUUAGAUGUUUUUGCUAAUGAAAUCGUUUUCUAUGAGUUGGGUCAUGAAGCAAUGGAGCAGUUCCGUGAAGAUGAAGGGUUUAUUAAAGAGCCAGAGCUCCUUUUGCCCACCAACGAACUCCAACGACAAUUCUGGCUUCUGUUUGAAUACCCAGAAAGCUCCAGUGCAGCCAAAUCUGUAGCUCUGGUUUCAGUGUUAGUCAUCGUCAUUUCCAUCUUCAUCUUUUGCCUAGAGACUCUGCCAGAGUUCAGGGAAGACAAUGACUUUAUCCCGACUUUGGCCCAAAUCUUCAAUGGGACUCGACACAGUUCUGCUCCUCGUCCCGCCAUUAAAGACGUGAUGGCAUAUUUCACAGACCCCUUUUUCAUUGUGGAGACAAUUUGCAUAAUUUGGUUCUGCUUUGAAGUCGGUGUCCGUUUUGUGGUGUGCCCCAGCAAAAGUGACUUCUUCAAUAACAUCAUGAAUAUCAUUGACAUUGUCUCGAUAAUUCCCUACUUUGUAACCCUGGUAACAGAGCUGGCUACGACGCAUGAUGAUGAUGAGAUGAACUCUGGUCAGAACAUGUCCUUGGCAAUCCUAAGAAUCAUCCGUCUAGUGAGAGUUUUCAGAAUUUUUAAACUCUCCCGGCACUCAAAAGGGCUUCAGAUCUUGGGGCAGACAUUAAAAGCCAGUAUGAGGGAACUUGGGCUGCUCAUCUUCUUCCUUUUUAUAGGAGUCAUCCUUUUCUCAAGUGCCAUCUACUUUGCAGAAGUGGAUGAACCUCAGACACAGUUUAUUAGCAUCCCUGAUGGUUUCUGGUGGGCUGUGGUGACAAUGACCACCGUGGGAUACGGAGACAUGUGCCCCAUCACAAUGGGAGGCAAAAUGGUCGGCACCCUCUGUGCCAUUGCUGGUGUCCUGACCAUUGCCUUGCCCGUCCCUGUCAUCGUCUCCAACUUUAACUAUUUUUACCACCGUGAAACUGAGCAGGAGGAGAAACUCAUAAUGGAUGCAGCGGCAGAGGCUGCUCAGAAAAUAUCAGCUGCAAACAAGUAUGGAAGCACACCUUCACUAAACAAAAGUAACGGCACCUGGCAGAAUGAGAAAAAUGGCAUGCACUGAUAUAGUAUUUAUUUAUAUUGAGGGCAUGAAAAACACAUGGACAAAACCAAACAUAAAUGCAUAUAUAUAUCAUACAUACAUAUCUUUCUCACUAUUUUGUACUCCAAACAUGGCAGCAUUUGUGCAUAUUGUUACAGUAUUAUCAGGCACUGUGUGGUGAGACAGUGAUGAGAGUCUGUCUGCUUGUGGAUGUGUCAAAGUGCAAUUAACACAACUGAGCAACUCCUAUGUCAGUUAAUCUUGAUGAGAAGAACUGAAAGGUAAAAUGAUUAUCUCCCAUCCAGUGCAAGUUAAAGUAAAUUGCGUAAGGGCUUAUUUGUACUAUAGACAUUUCACCUUGUAGAUUGUAGUGGCAGCACAAGUGAAAGGCAGAGUAAGUUGUAAAUUUGACAACAAAAAAAAAAGGUCUUUGAGGUCUGUAUAACAGAAUCCCACAAAAUAAAUCUAAAACUGAUUUGAUAAUUGUAGCAUUUAAACUGGAAGUAUAUUCAAAGCUCUUAUUACAUACCAGUUCAAUAUUAACCCACACUUCAUCAUAUUCAGCGAAUCUUAGAUAGAACUUGGCAUCAUUUUCAAGGUCAGGCUGAACGUGUCCAGUGUAAGGCAAGAGGACAUCAGCGCACACAUUGUCUUAUCAGCAAAUCUAUAGCUGUGAAUUCUCAGUCAGCAGCACUUCUUCAUAUGACACAGCGUAACAAUAUCUGUGAUAAAUAGCUGGCAGGUUUAGCACGUCUGCGAUUUAGUCUUGUAGAUAGGCUGUAUGAUAUAAAUCAAACCAUGAAACUGCUCAGCAUUCACUCUAUCGUAGCAGUCGCAUGCAGCAGUUCCAGCAUUUUUAACGGCAUAUUUUGCACGAGAUCAUGCAGAUUUAGCUGUAUAUGCAGUCUCCUUCUAACAGGUUAUUAUAAUGUGAAUUUAGCCUAGAAAAAAAAACAUAUCAAUUCAUUGCACUGAAUGUUUUGUUUUGUUUUCCUCACAUAUCUCUUAAGAACUUUUGGAGCUUUUCACCAUCAGCUGUUGGCAGGGAAAACAUAUUACGAGAUAUAUAUUUGUGUUCAGAAAGAGCCAGGGGCAAAGAGGAAAAGACAACUUUGCACUCUUGUAUUUGAACACUUCUCCAUUUUACCAUUGUGCUCUCAUUUGUACUGCAUAGCAUAGUGUGCCGAAAUAAGGUUUCACACGUAGUAUCAGUAACUGAACGUUUGACAUAUUUAUUAUUGUGUAGCUAAAAUAUAUUGUAGUAUUUCAAUCAUAUAGUGAGGAUCAUUAUAUUUCAUGUGAUAGCGAAAGCCAAUAAACUUCAACUGGAUAUUUCAUCUUGUCGCAUCAGGAAAACGUGAAUUGGUACUAUAUAUGUAUAUGCAUGCCACAUUCCGGUCUUGAAAAUGUACUGUAUGUGAGUUUAUUAUAUAUAGAAAUACAGCUUGUAUAAAAAUCGCAAUGGAUAUAAUUGUAACACAAUCAAUGCCUUUCUAAUAAUCCUACAAUAUGCAAUAAUGAUGACGUGUGGGUGGAGAUAUGUUGUAUUUUCCACCCAUGGAAAGAGCAAUACAUGUAAUUAAUUCAAAUUAAAUGCAAUAAGGUGACAUCAUUAGUCACAUUGGUACUCAGCACUUUACUAUGUU
Larimichthys crocea (large yellow croaker) is the source of this 3662-nucleotide messenger RNA. Its product is annotated as potassium voltage-gated channel subfamily A member 10. The record is from RefSeq and is a predicted model, not a curated record. The transcript has 2 exons. The coding region runs from base 346 to 2037 and encodes 563 amino acids. Gene Ontology annotation, cellular component: voltage-gated potassium channel complex; membrane. Gene Ontology annotation, molecular function: protein binding; delayed rectifier potassium channel activity. Gene Ontology annotation, biological process: action potential; potassium ion transmembrane transport; protein homooligomerization. NCBI's taxonomy places the organism in Eukaryota, Metazoa, Chordata, Actinopteri, Sciaenidae.